Messenger RNA from Polychytrium aggregatum, 1057 nucleotides. RefSeq lists its product as uncharacterized. The record is from RefSeq and is a predicted model, not a curated record. The coding region runs from base 87 to 824 and encodes 245 amino acids. The transcript has 3 exons. NCBI's taxonomy places the organism in Eukaryota, Fungi, Chytridiomycota, Chytridiomycetes, Polychytriales.
CAGGCUCGUUUCAUGCACCAGCAGACCCUGCCCCACAAUCGCACACGGGCAUCUGAGUUUGCACACCUUGCCAGCCAAGCUUGCUCAUGGCGGUCGAGGCCAGGCUGUGCCGUGCCAUGCCCGAUCGCCCAGCGAUUCAUGCUCGCCAAGCGCAAUCAGCCCAGGGCAACCUCCAGCGGUCACCACUAGACAGCGUGAUUCUCAACCAGUACCCUCUCGAUGGCCCGUGGGGGUGCUGCCUUUCCAUCCCCCAGUCGGUGUCUCCCUUUCACUUGGAGCUUUGCGUCGAGGAUGCGAUCGACGGGCGUUGUGAUCGAUGGAAAUGGGAUUCCCAUCCGGAAGCGUCCACAGCCGGCACUUUGUUUCGCCAUCUCCGAAAUGCACAUCGACCAGCGAGGCCUCCCACCUUCGACACAAUCCGCACCCGCUGUUGCUCCCUGCUCUGCGCACCAGGCUUGUGCUUGGUGUGCUGUCUUGUCCUCUCGCCCUCCCUCUCCAGGCCGGCUGGCUGGCUGGCUGGCUGGCAGCCGGACCUCCCAAAGGGUCUGUUGGGCGGAGCUUGCUUCCGCAGCCUUGCGCCGUCCGAUACCAUUCGAUACCAUCCGAGACCAUUCAAUGCCGUUCGAGGCGGGCGAAACUCCGUCCGGCGGUUGCUGUCCAGCCGCUGCCCUGGGGAUCCUCAGACGAUGAACCCGCGAGCCGAUCUGGGAUCGUCAUACACAGCAGCCACACUAUGCCGCGAUAGGAUCGAUGUCGUCGUCUGGGAUGACACCGACCGAACACCACCAUCCUCAUGCCCACUUGCUGGCCUCCCUCUCGUCUGAGAAAGGGAGCAUUGCUUUUGGUGGUCCAAUUGCCCGGCCAGCUCAACUCCACCGCUGCUGGCGGCCGCCUCUGCCCAGUCAUAAAGCCCUCUCGCCGCCGUUCGCCCGCCCUUUUCUCUCCCUCCUCGAGACCGCCUUUUGAGCUUCCUUUGCUUGCCCGCCUGCCCGUCGAUCGUUGGCCUCUGUUUAUCGCUCGUCCUCCGCCGGAUUGUCUCUUGGAUUCCUUUCGAGUC